CUAUUAAUAAAAGCCCUCGAUCCUAAACUGUCGCCCACAACCUGAACUAACGUGAGAAACGUUAGUUGUUUGUGUUCACGUAGCAAGCGUUAUACGUAGAAAGAAGAAAGAAGAAAGAAGAAAGAAGACAGAAGCUUGAAAGCAACAACCGGCGGCUAGUGAUGUUUAAAAGCAGCCGCUGACCACUUCUUUGGCAGAGGCCGGCAAUGCGGGGCUUCCGCUCGAAGCUGGACGCAGGUGCGCCACUCAACCUGGCCGUGGAGACGGAGAAGGCACAGGCACUGCUCCAGACCUUCAGCACAGCGUCGCUGCUUGCCAGUGCAGCCCUCGGUGCCUUCUGCUUCUUGGCCGACCACGUCCUGGCGUUGCCCUUCAUCCAGCAGCAUGUGUGGCUCCGUGCAGCACUGGACAAUUCGGUGCAUGGUGCUGUUGGCCUGUGGUCCUGGGCCAUCGUCAUUGGUCUGAGGAAGAAGAGCGACUUCUAUGAAGUAGCACUGGCGGGUUUCCUUGCCUCAGUCAUCGACCUGGAUCACUUCUACCUGGCUGGAUCGCUGUCACUCAAGGCGGCACUGAACCUGCCACGGCGACCACCGCUGCACUGCUCCACGCUUAUCCCGGCAAUUUGCUUCUCGCUGCGCCUACUCAUGUGGGCAUGCCGCCUGAAGGACUCAUGGUGCUCACUGCCUUGGAUGCUCUUCAUCUCGCUCGCCUCACACCAUGUUCGCGACGGCGCCCGGCACGGCCUGUGGGCGUGCCCCCUCGGCCACACGCCGCCCAUUUCUUACUGGCUGUACAUCACCAUCACGGCCACCCUGCCCCACCUCUGCUCUGUGCUCAUGUACCUGACUGGCACCCGGGACAUGAUCUCCACCAAGCACGGCGUGGCCAUCGAUGUCUGACCCAGCCUGGGACUCUGCAGGUGCUCCUGCACUGCAGCAGUCUGGGCCUGCAAACACUAGUGUGACCUUCUGGUCCUCUGCUGUAUUGUAUCUAUGGUCAUUUUAACUAGCUGUUCAGGUGUCCCUUUACUAUCAGGUUUAAUGAUUCUGCUCUUGGAUCUGUGCAAAAGAGGGACUCAAGUUGCCGUUCUCGUCAUUUUUGCCUGUUGGAUGGAUGUUAACAAGCCCACCAGUCUGUUUUACACUUGUGAUGGUUCAAAUAAGAUGAUGUUUUCCUUUCUUACUUUAUUUAUUGUUUAUUAAGUAAAUUAUUUUUAGUGUAACCAGGCAGGGGCUGCGUUUGCCAGAUGAUGGUUGUUACAUGCCCUCAGGUCUCUCAGGCAGCGUGAGCACCAUGUUUGCAGCCCAGAGAUUACUCACUUGGCAUCAUAUUGCAGUGCUGCGCUCUAGCCAUUGCAUCAGCACUGCAGCCGCUCUACUGCUGGCCAAGGGGACAGAUGACAGCAGAGACUGGCAGCUUGGCGUGCUCCUUCCGAUCAGAUGAGGAAACCUGACAGAUUUUGUGCACAGAUGAUCUUAUCCACAGGUGAUAAUUUAUCUUAGCAUAACAAAUUAGCCUUCUAUGUUGUGCAAUAAUAGUCUAGAAAUGUGAUUAUUAAGGAUACAGUCUGCAACUGCUUGCUGCAGGAAGGCUAUAUGUACAGUUUCACUGGGCAGAGAUUAGGGCAUUAGAAUGAGUGCAGUCUAAUUAGACAUGGGCACUGUACUCCAGCAAAUUUAGUUUUAAAUGAAACAAUGACUUUGUGUAGUGGAUGUAUUUACAUAUAUAUCGGGUAAGUCAGGAUUCACAGCCCCAAAUUUGCAGUCUGCAAUUUCAGGGGACCAUCAUUCCUGUUUGUUUUGGAGGGCUUUUUGCCUUUUGUCUAGAGUAAGUGAGGUUCAGUUCAGGCCACUUCUUUGGUCAGUCAUUUUUAGGCCCUUAUUUAUAGUGUAUUUUCAUUCCCUUAAAGUCCUGCUGAAAGGUAAAAUGUCCAUUAUGUUUGAAGGCAUUUGGAUGGAUUAGAGCAAUUAAAAUGCCUCUGUACGCUUCAGUUUAUCUUGCUGCCACCAGAGGUCACUUUAUCAAUAAAGUUCCACUGUCUAUGCUACCAUGUUACAGGUAUGUUUUGGAUAAUGAGAAGUUCAUUUUUGUCACACCAUAGUAAAUCAGUCUUCAGUGUAAGAUUCUGGCUCUUUCAUAUGCCACUUGCAUUGAGCAUCGCUGUAAGUAAUGACUAGCCCAGUUACCUUUAUUUAUCUAUUUGCUGACAAGGGACAUUGGGACUACAGCUAAGGGUAACAAAAGCCCAACUCCUCUCUUUCAUGUUUACAGUUACUGUGUAAUUGUCAGUGUAUAAUUGUACAGAUUGUGUAAUGUUCUGCACAUUUUCGUUUCAUUGUUAUUUUUGCAUUAUUAACAUAUUGUCAAAUAUGUGCCAUAAAUCAUAUUUAAUUAAAGUCUCACUAAAAUCAGAA
Electrophorus electricus (electric eel) is the source of this 2414-nucleotide messenger RNA. It is a transcript of the gene tmem267, whose product is annotated as transmembrane protein 267. The record is from RefSeq and is a predicted model, not a curated record. Lineage: Eukaryota; Metazoa; Chordata; Actinopteri; Gymnotiformes; Gymnotidae.